Molecule: messenger RNA, 2136 nt
Organism: Adineta ricciae
Lineage: Eukaryota; Metazoa; Rotifera; Eurotatoria; Adinetida; Adinetidae
Source: the annotation of a GenBank genome assembly
AUGAUUUCAAAUGCACCUGGUGGAUCAGGCAAUGAUAUUCUGAUUGAUGAUAUUACACUACGUGGCUGUUCAGCGGAUCUCGCACAGUAUGAUCGUCUCAUAGUUUCAGCUGUCACAGCCUUACAUGCCUCAAUACUUCUGAUGUCUUGUUUAGGUGAUGUGAGCUGUGCCACACCAUGUCAAAACGGUGGCAAGUGUACUGCUAAAGACACAUGCACAUGUCCUGCUGGUUUCAGUGGCGCAACUUGUGAAAACGCUCAGCCUAUCUGCAAUCCUUCGUGUCAAAACAAUGGAAAAUGUGUUGCCAAAAAUACGUGCAAAUGUCCUGAUGGUUACAGCGGUGCAACUUGUGAAAUCGUGUUAUUCACGUUACAUGCUUUGUUCAAUGGAUGCACAUCCCAUCUUUCGCUCACAAACAAUAUUCUAAAAAACAAUUUGCCAAUCGCACUUCCAUCAAUUCGCUUGCCGGCAAGCAAUCACGUAGGCAAGCUUGCUGUCCCACACUUUCGCUUGCUCUAUAUAAACAACUUAUAAAGCAUCACAUGCAAUCCUUCGUGCCAAAACAAUGGAAAAUGUGUUGCCAAAAAUACGUGCAAAUGUCCCGAUGGCUACAGCGGCGCAACUUGUGAAAUUGGUUCCACUGGUUUAUCCAACGACCGGUACACGUGUGAUGAAAAGCCAGUGUUCCAAAUCACUUUUGGUGCCGGCUCUGCACCAUAUUCGAAGGCAAAACCUUCUGACUUCAGUUUCAGCACAACUUAUCAACAGCUGUUCGAACCCAAACCAAACGAUGGACAAUUUUCCAUCGUUAACAGUGUUCGACCAGAUCGCGAAUGGGACGUAUGGCUCAAUGUCCCACAAGAUCAUACAGGUGACAAAAACGGAUACAUGUAUUUGGUGAAUGGUGACUAUAACCCUGGUCAGUUUUACAAUGGCACAAUUAAGGAUUUGACGGUCGGCCAGAGAUAUGAAUUCUCGGUCUAUCUCGCGAAUCCUAUGGCAGUUUCGGGUAUUAAACCAAACGUUGUAUUUGAAGUACGCAGUACGACAGCUGACAAGACUUUACUUGCCAGACUAACAACAGGUGACAUACCAGAGGACAAGACCAUCACAUGGAGAAAAUAUGGAAUUUCAUUUAUUGCUUCAACCACGACAGUCAAUCUCCUGAUGAUUUCAAAUGCACCUGGUGGAUCAGGCAAUGAUAUUCUGAUUGAUGAUAUCACACUACGUGGCUGUUCAGGUGACGUAAGCUGUACCACACCAUGUCAAAACGGUGGCAAGUGUACUGGCAAAAACACAUGUACAUGCCCGGCUGGCUUCACCGGCACAACUUGCGAAAUCACGCUCUCAAAGAUUGUCUGUAAUCCUUCGUGUCAAAACAAUGGAAAAUGUGUUGCCCAAAAUACGUGCAAAUGUGCCGAUGGUUACAGCGGUGCAACUUGUGAAAUCGGUUCCAGUGGUUUAUCGAACGACCGUUACACGUGUGAAGAAAAGCCAGUGUUCCAAAUCACAUUUGGUGCCGGCUCUGCUGCAUAUUCGAAGGCGAAACCUUCUGACUUCAGUUUCAGCACAACUUAUCAACAACUCUUCGAACCCAAACCAAACGAUGGACAAUUUUCAAUUGUUAACAGUGUUCGACCAGAUCGCGAAUGGGACGUAUGGCUCAAUGUCCCUCAAGAUCAUACAGGUGACAAAAACGGAUACAUGUAUUUGGUGAAUGGUGACUAUAACCCUGGUCAGUUUUACAAUGGCACAAUUAAGGAUUUGACGGUCGGCCAGAGAUAUGAAUUCUCGGUCUAUCUCGCGAAUCCUAUGGCAGUUUCGGGUAUUAAACCAAACGUUGUAUUUGAAGUACGCAGUACGACAGCUGACAAGACUUUACUUGCCAGACUAACAACAGGUGACAUACCAGAGGACAAGACCAUCACAUGGAGAAAAUAUGGAAUUUCAUUUAUUGCUUCAACCACGACAGUCAAUCUCCUGAUGAUUUCAAAUGCACCUGGUGGAUCAGGCAAUGAUAUUCUGAUUGAUGAUAUCACACUACGUGGCUGUUCAGUCCACAGUGUUCCGCUGCUGUUUACGUUAGCUCAACUUGGUGUUGAGUGGUCCGCUGACAUUGGUUCUGCAGGUGUUUGA